GGGUUGGUGAGCGACAUUUACGGGUUUUCACUUUUCACCGUUGGCAGGUUAUCGAGGAUCCUGGAUUUAUAAGAUCUUUUCCGCAAGUGAAGUUUUCGAUAUCAUUUCCUGUGAGUUGAUACAGUUCCCUCCUUUCUAAAAAUGGCCGAUGUUUCGUUGGACGAUUACAUCAAGAGCAAGCACAUCGGUCGGGGCGACAAGGGACGUGGUGGCGCCCGCGGCCGAACGUCAGCGCGCGGCUCAACUGGCGGUGGCCGCGGUGGAUUUCGGCGCCAGGGCGGUUUCCAUUCCGAUAUCACGAAGAAUAUCGCUCCUCGCAAGCAACCAGUCUUUCUAAACCGGAACAAUUCGGGUAUCCAGAACCGCUGGCAGCAUGAUCUUUUUGGAUCCGGAGCCCCGGGUAUCGCUGGGCUGAUGACUGCCUUCAGCAAUCCGACGGAUGGUGGAUACGGCACCAAACUGCUCAUUUCCAAUCUGGAUUUUGCAGUAACCGAGACUGAUUUGCGGGAAUUGUUUGGUGAGUUAGGCACCGUGAAGAAGGUAUCCAUCCACUGUGACCGAAACGGCGCGUCACUAGGCUCGGCGGAAGUGAUUUAUCAGCGAGCAGGCGAUGCCGUCAAUGCUUUGCAAAAAUAUAAUGGGAUUCCGCUUGAUGGUCGCAUAAUGGAAAUUCAGCUGAUUGGUGGGAACCAGCCAAAUGUUCGUGGUGGUAAUUUCAUGGGUGCACAAUCGCGUCUUGGCAUACCUGCCAGGCGCGCCUGGGCAGAUGCCCCUUAUGCUCGCCCUCGCGGUGGACGUGGCUUCGCUAGAGGAGGCUUUGCUAGAGGCGGCACGCGAGGCGGAUUCCAGAAGCGACCUGAAAAGCAGCAGCUCACCCAGGAACAGCUUGACAUGGAGCUGGAUAACUACCAGAAUGAAUCUUAAUUGAUCUUCUUCACGGUUAGCGCUGGCAUUCGAUUGGUAUUUAACCUUCUUUCGUCAUCGUUACCAGUGGCACGGGAAUCCCAAAAGCCCGCCCGAGAACAAUUCGCACCUUUGCUUUUCGGUUGGGGAUUGUUGCUGCACCUUUGUGUUAUUAGGUUUCAUAGUGUUAAGGACGUUCCUCGUUUUAGUUAAAUAAUCAUUUCUUUUACGGAAUGGUGUAUUCACUGUUGCGAAACUUUUGGAUCUCUUGUUUUCGUUUGCCAGGUUUUGCGAGAAGCGUUUUUUCAGGUUUCUGAGUUUGAAAUUCGCGCAUUCAUGGACGGCCCUAACAGUGUAUACUUCGGAUACUUCGGUUGAUGUUGUAUUCACUGGUCAGUGCAAGUUUGUGUUCAGUCGAUGAGAAAGUGUCUGUUGGUAAUGUAAGUAUAACUUGGCACUGCGCAGUGGCAGUUGAAAUUUGCGAAAGGAUGAAAUCAUGAAGCAUCAAUGUGUGUUGCAUUGUUAUUGUUGAUGGGAAGCUGGAAUAAAACCAACUCGCA
Paramacrobiotus metropolitanus is the source of this 1463-nucleotide messenger RNA. RefSeq names its product THO complex subunit 4-like. Gene Ontology annotation, biological process: mRNA export from nucleus. Gene Ontology annotation, cellular component: nucleus. The record is from RefSeq and is a predicted model, not a curated record. The coding region runs from base 142 to 924 and encodes 260 amino acids. NCBI's taxonomy places the organism in Eukaryota, Metazoa, Tardigrada, Eutardigrada, Parachela, Macrobiotidae. Gene Ontology annotation, molecular function: mRNA binding. The transcript is spliced from 7 exons.